ACCCAAGAUAGAAAAAAAGCUUACUACUUUCUUCCUUCCAUUUCCUCUUCUCCCAAAGGCUCUCACCAUCCAACCCUAGACAGGGAAGAAGGAGAAAGAACCUCGAAGUUGUGCUGCCAUGCCGACGAUGGUAAGCUCUGCGAGUGGCCUUCUGGCGAUGCUGAACGAGCAGCACCCGUUGUUGAAGCUCCACGCCCUCUCCAAUCUCAACGCCUUUGUUGACUACUUCUGGCCCGAGAUUUCCACUAGCGUUCCCAUCAUUGAAAGUUUGUAUGAAGAUGAAGAAUUUGAUCAGAGGCAACUUGCUGCGUUACUUGUGUCAAAGGUUUUCUACUAUCUGGGUGAACUUAAUGACUCUUUAUCGUACGCCCUAGGGGCUGGACCUCUAUUUGAUGUUUCAGAGGAUUCUGAUUAUGUUCACACUCUUCUUGCUAAAGCUAUAGAUGAAUAUGCCAGUCUGAAGUCUAAAGCAGCAGAAUCAAAUGAAGAAGCAGCAAAGGUGGAUCCCAGACUGGAGGCUAUUGUGGAGAGGAUGCUUGAUAAGUGCAUCCUGGAUGGAAAGUAUCAGCAAGCUAUGGGCAUAGCGGUUGAGUGCCGAAGAUUGGAUAAACUUGAGGAAGCAAUCACUAAGAGUGAUAGUGUGCAGGGAACUCUUUCCUACUGUAUCAAUAUAUCCCAUUCCUUCAUUAACCGCAGAGAAUAUCGCCAUGAGGUUCUUCGUCUACUUGUUGAGAUAUAUCAAAAGUUGCCUUCUCCCGAUUACUUGAGUAUUUGCCAGUGCCUCAUGUUCUUGGAUGAACCUGAAGGUGUAGCAAGCAUAUUAGAGAAGCUUCUGCGAUCUGCAAAUAAGGAUGAAGCUUUGCUGGCUUUUCAGAUUGCAUUUGAUCUUGUAGAAAAUGAACACCAAGCUUUUCUGUUGAAUGUGAGAGAUCGUCUCUCUCUUCCGAAAUCUCAACCUUCAGAUGCAGUGCAGCAUGGAUCUAGUGGAACAGAUUCUGCUCAAAAUGGAAGUGCUGUUGUUGGCAAUGAAAAUCUUACUACGGCAUCAGAGGAUGUUAAUAUGACAGAUGAAACUCAUGCCCCUAAUGGUAAUGCACGUGAAAUAGAUUCAACUGAAGUGACUUAUGCUGAGAGGUUGGCUAAAAUUAAGGGUAUUUUGUCUGGAGAGACAUCGAUACAGUUGACAUUGCAGUUCUUAUACAGCCAUAACAAGUCAGAUCUUUUGAUUCUGAAGACGAUAAAGCAAUCAGUUGAGAUGAGAAAUAGUGUUUGCCACAGUGCAACGAUUUAUGCCAAUGCAAUUAUGCAUGCUGGAACCACUGUAGAUACGUUUCUCAGGGAGAAUCUGGACUGGCUAAGCAGAGCUACGAACUGGGCAAAAUUUAGUGCUACUGCUGGGCUUGGCGUCAUUCACAGAGGCCACCUGCAGCAAGGGAGAUCGCUAAUGGCACCUUACUUGCCUCAGGGUGGUGCCGCUGGGGGUGGUAGUCCAUACUCUGAAGGUGGUGCACUUUAUGCUCUAGGUCUGAUCCAUGCCAACCAUGGUGAGGGUAUCAAACAAUUCCUUCGUGAUAGCCUGCGCAGUACCAAUGUUGAGGUCAUCCAGCAUGGUGCAUGCUUAGGUCUUGGUUUGGCAGCUUUAGGAACAGCAGAUGAAGAGAUCUAUGAUGAUGUCAAGAAUUUUCUUUACACUGACAGUGCUGUGGCUGGUGAGGCUGCAGGCAUCGGUAUGGGUUUACUUAUGGUUGGAACUGCAAGCGAGAAAGCAAGUGAGAUGCUUACCUAUGCACAUGAGACACAGCAUGAGAAGAUUAUUAGGGGGUUAGCACUGGGAAUUGCCCUUACAGUAUAUGGAAGGGAAGAAGAAGCAGACACACUGAUUGAGCAAAUGACUCGGGAUCAAGAUCCUAUAUUGCGUUAUGGUGGUAUGUAUGCUUUGGCACUGGCCUAUGGGGGAACAGCAAAUAACAAGGCCAUUCGCCAGUUGCUGCAUUUUGCUGUAUCAGAUGUUAGUGAUGAUGUGAGGAGGACUGCUGUUCUAGCUCUUGGGUUUGUUCUGUACUCCGAACCUGAGCAGACUCCACGAAUUGUUUCUCUGCUUUCAGAGUCUUACAAUCCACAUGUUCGAUAUGGUGCGGCACUGGCUGUAGGCAUUUCUUGUGCCGGUACUGGUCUCAGUGAGGCCAUAUCCUUACUAGAGCCUCUUACAUCAGAUGUUGUUGAUUUUGUUCGCCAGGGGGCACUCAUUGCUAUGGCUAUGGUUAUGGUUCAGUCCAGUGAAGCUAGUGAUUCUCGUGUAGGAACAUUCAGGCGGCAAUUGGAGAAAAUAAUUCUUGACAAGCAUGAGGACACAAUGAGCAAGAUGGGAGCAAUCCUUGCUUCUGGAAUUCUUGAUGCUGGUGGAAGAAAUGUGACCAUUAGGCUGCUUUCUAAAACAAAGCAUGAUAAAGUCACUGCAGUAGUUGGGCUUGCUGUCUUUAGCCAGUUUUGGUAUUGGUAUCCCCUUAUCUAUUUCAUAAGCUUGUCAUUCUCCCCCACAGCAUUAAUUGGACUUAACUCUGAUCUGAAAGUUCCAAGGUUUGAGUUCUUGUCACAUGCAAAACCUUCCCUGUUUGAAUAUCCUCGACCAACUACUGUGCCCACGACAACAUCAGCAGUUAAACUCCCGACUGCAGUACUGUCAACAUCUGCAAAGGCCAAGGCUAGGGCUAAAAAAGAGGCAGACCAGAAGGCUAAUGCUGAAAAGUCAUCAGGGGAAGAGUCUUCUUCUAAAGGCAAAUCAUCCAGUGAGAAGGAUGGGGACUCCAUGCAGGUUGACAGCACAUCAGAAAAGAAAGCAGAGCCGGAACCAUCUUUUGAGAUUUUGACAAACCCAGCUAGAGUGGUUCCUGCUCAAGAGAAGUUCAUCAGGUUCCUGGAAGAAAGCAGAUAUGUGCCUGUGAAAUUGGCCCCUUCAGGAUUUGUUCUCUUAAGGGACCUAAGGCCAACUGAACCAGAGAUACUUUCUCUCACCGACACACCCUCGUCUAUGGCAUCACCUGCAGGAGGAUCAACUACAGCUCAGCAGGGGUCAGCGUCUGCAAUGUCUGUUGACGAUGAACCUCAACCGCCUCAGCCCUUUGAGUACACAGCAUAAUUGUGAUCUUGAUUCCAAGUAUUAAGGGGAGUAAAGAUGUUCUCGGUACCUAUCUGGCGGUGCUUUUAGUGGAAAAGGGAAAUUAACAUAUGCAAGCAAAGGGCUACUCUUUUCCUUCAAUUAUGACAAGAGGAGGAUGGCCCCUUCUAGCCAGAAGUAUCAAAAUUCAAAAGCUUCUCAUGUGAAGCUUCUGCUGUGUCUUUUCUUUCUUAAUCUUAUGUGGAAGUGAGAGGUUUGGGGGAGAUGGAGGUCAGGAGGUCACUCUACAUACUGUUCUACUUAAAGUGAAUAGGAAUAGCAUUUACCAUGGACGGCUAGGGAGUAUCCAUUACUGAAGAUUUGCUUGUGUGUAAGAUCCAACGUUCACAAGACUAUAAUCCUCCGAAUGGGGUGAGACUGCACCAUUUGGACCAAAUGAAAGCCAUGUGGACUUCAAAUUUCUUCAUCGAAUUUAAUACGAUAUUUGGGCAGUUGAGAUUGACCCUUCAUCUA
Molecule: messenger RNA, 3628 nt
Organism: Nelumbo nucifera (sacred lotus)
Lineage: Eukaryota; Viridiplantae; Streptophyta; Magnoliopsida; Proteales; Nelumbonaceae
Product: 26S proteasome non-ATPase regulatory subunit 1 homolog A-like
Biological process (GO): regulation of protein catabolic process; proteasome-mediated ubiquitin-dependent protein catabolic process
Cellular component (GO): proteasome complex; nucleus; proteasome storage granule
Molecular function (GO): enzyme regulator activity
Source: RefSeq, a predicted model, not a curated record